This is a messenger RNA of Diospyros lotus (date-plum), 2251 nucleotides long. RefSeq lists its product as uncharacterized. NCBI's taxonomy places the organism in Eukaryota, Viridiplantae, Streptophyta, Magnoliopsida, Ericales, Ebenaceae. The record is from RefSeq and is a predicted model, not a curated record. The coding region runs from base 77 to 1984 and encodes 635 amino acids. The transcript is spliced from 2 exons.
CCUCCCAAGCAGCGAACAGAGAGAAGGAAAGACAACAACCGCCAUUAACCACCGACCUCGAAGCUCCGUCAAGGAUAUGACUCCUCCUUCUGACCAUGGCUUCUCUUCUUCACCUGCUUCCAGUAAACCACCUGCAUUUCGAAAAUUCUCACCCUCAGGAGAAGCUGAUGAGAAUGAUCCAAACCAUGGAGAAAUGGCGCCAAAGAAGUCACUAAUGAAGCACUUCAUGUCCCCCACCAUAUCUGCAGCUUCCAAGGCUGCUGUUCCAAGAAAGAAAAUCUUGGCCGAGAGAAAUGAAGCCUCCAAUUUUUCAGGCUCGCAGCUUCAUUACUCCCCUGAUCUUGAUUCAAGAACUCUUCCUUCUGAUUCUUCGUCUAAGCCUUACGAUCCCUUGACAAAUUACCUCUCGCCGAGGCCCAAAUUCCUCCGGUACAAUCCGAGCCGGCGCCACGAGAUCUUCCUGCGCCAAGAAGAUGAAGAAAAAGAUGGGUUUGGUGUCAACACAACUGUUUCUUUUGAUUCCCAUGGAGCUGUUGUUCAAGAUAUUUUACCGGAUGAGGCAGACAGCUCCUGGGUCUUGGCUUCUCAAGAAGAAGAUUCGAUGAAACAAGAAGAUGAAAUUAGUGGUGAAGAUGAUGUUUCUGAUUCUGAUGAGGAAAUUGAGGAGUUGGAGGAGGAGGAGGAGGAGGAGAAGCACUCGAUUUUCAAGGGGUUGAUGAAACUUCUCUUGGUAAUUGGCAUCUUGUUCACAUCUACGCUUCACAUAUCUUUCAUGAACUCUCCUUCUUCGCCUGGGCUAAAAGCUGUCCAGGAUCAAAACCAUACCUUCGACGUGAUUUGCAGAGGUAGAAGUGGAUCUUACAUUCGGAAAGAAUGGAUUCAAGAAGUGACAGUUGAAGAUGUUUAUGAUCAUCAUCAAAUGGGUGAAGCCAAGGAGGUCGUUGAGCAGUUUCUAGGAGCGGAAACUGGGAAAUUCGAAGAUGAUGAUGGUGAUCAUCCAGGAAUGGAAGAAUCUGGAGAAAUAAAAAAUGUUGUUGAUCACAGCUUGGAGAAAACAGGGGCAGAUUCUGAUCCGUUUAAAGGGAUUGAAUACGAGAAGGAUGCCACUAUAGAGACUGGGAAAUUUGAGGAUAAUGAUGAUGCAGAAAAUGGAGAAAUUGAAUAUGUUGACGAUCACAGCUUGGCGGAAUCAGGGUUGGAUUCUGAUCAGCUCAAGGGGGUGGAAACUUCUCAUUCUGAUCGUUCUUCUGAAGAAGAAAACGAGGCCAACGGUUUUUCAAGCUUCAAAGAUGAAGCAACCAAAGAUGAGGAUGGAGUUGAAACAAUGGAGUUGGACAUCGAGAACACAGAAUUUUGCAAGAUGAGUUCAGACCCAUCGUUUGAUGAUAGAUUCUUAGUAGUUUCCAUGAUCAUUGCAGCUGCUUCAGCCUUGGGAUUUCUUUUCUGUCGCAAGAAGCAUUCCGUAUCAACCAGAAAUCCUCCUCCGAAAUCUUCGGAAGCAGAGAAAAUCAUCUCUGAAGAGCCAGUUCUUCCCAAUGUGGAAGAACUAAUCGAGAAAGUUGAGUCUUUCGUGAAGCCACCGCGUCCUAUUCGCCGCCCAACAGAAGAAGAAGAUUCAGGGGACUUUAACCAGACCGGAGCGCCGGCCGUGGAGUUGAUUGGGGAAUUUGUGGUUGAAAAGGUCAGUGAGAGAGUCAAGAGGAUGAAGAUUGAAGAGAGCCAGGAUUCCGUGUCUCGUGAGAAGGGGUGGCGGCGGAGCAACGAAGCAGCAGCUGAUGCGGCGGUUUCCGGUCAAGCCCAGCUCUCUGUAUCGGAGUUGUCAGCCGUGAAGUCUUCUUCUUCUCCUCCUUCUGCUUCAUAUGGAAGCUUCAUUGCUGGAAAGGAGAUUGUGAAGAAGAAGGAAGAUGGAGAAGCAAGGACGGCGGUCAGAACGCCGGUGAGGCGAUCGAGCCGGAUCUCCAACCGGGCAGUGUUGUCUCCAUGAAUGAUCCCUUCAUCUUCAUCUUCAUCAUCUCCAUGAAACCAUGCACAGAGAAUGUAUUCAUUCUCUCUGUUGUUUCAACUUCCAUCCAUCCUUGUUAAUUCAGCCUCUUUUCCGCUGAAAAUUGGCCGAGGCUCUGUGUUCACUGUGUGUGUGUUUCCGAUCGAUCAUAGUAUUUUCAUCUCUGUGUUUAAUUAAUUUGUUGGAACUGGUUUUUACUUUGAUGAAAGAUGCAGCCUUUUCUGUAUCCAUUUCUUAUCCAUGAUCAGU